UUUCCGUCAACUUUAUCCUUCUCACCACACAUUUCCCGGUCGUUUAAAAAGCGAAGGCAAUUCGCUGAUUGCCAGCUAAAUUCAAAAAACUCUUUCCACUAGCACGAAGAAGCUCAUUUCUACAUUUUGUAAGUCUAUUUUUCUAUACAUGAAUUAAACACCUUUUUAAUAGCGUUUAAAAUCUUGUCAACCUGGCGACGGUUUUUGCCGAGACUACUCUGCAUUCAUGCACUAAACCUGUGAAAUUUGCAUAACUUUAAUUUUCUUUGCAUCAAAUUUUAGUGCCAAGUAGAAUUACGGAACCUUUAUCAACUCUCAACAAUAUUGUGCCGGAAUGAACAAAGAAAUGAUUUGCUUGCCUAUAAGAGAACAGCUCAGACACUUGCAGUACGAAAGCAGGUUACAGUUAUAAGUAACACCACCUCGUUCGCGGAAACGAAAAAACAAUGAAUUUCUCUCAGUCUUCAUGGAUUGGUAAUGAAAGUGAAUGUAAAAGCUUUCUCUUCAAAGCUGUUCCCUUGCAGUAUUCUUCUACCGAUUCAUUUUAUGGUUUGCUUGUCGCAGCAGCAAUUCUUAAUUUGGCCACUUGUCCUUUUACCAUCUUCUUGAAUACUUUGGUUAUGGUAGCCGUGAAAACCAGACGACGACUUCAAACACACCCCAACAUUCUGUUGGCUUGUUUGGCACUUACCGAUCUGAUGGCUGGGCUUGUUGUACAACCCCUUCACACAGCGAAGACUAUUUUCCUCCUCCAAAGGAAAGAUGCUCACGAAUUUUGUAACAUCGAGCUAGCAUUUUCCGUCUCGUUUUUGGUAUUUUCCUUCAUUACCAGUUGUCACCUUCUUUUAAUCAGCGGAGAGCGAUAUCUUGCCAUCAAACAUACCUUCGCCCACGCUACAGUCGUCACUAAAGCUCGUCUGAUCAUGUCCUGUGCUGUGGCGUGGAUUGCAGUGAUGGUAUUCCUUCUUGUUAUAUCGCAUUUCACAAUAAUCUUCUUUAUUUACAAUGCAAUAAUCAUUUUUUCAAUCUUCUUGCUUCACAUUUUUGUUUACAAGGAGGCCCGUCGACACGAAAAACAGAUUCUUUCACAGCGUGUUUCCAUGGAGGCUAGAGAAGAAUUUAAACAGGAGAAGAAAGCUUUAAAACUAACUACGAUAAUACUAGUAACCAUUUUUCUGUGUUGUUUGUCACCGUUGAUUUUCUUGUUUGUUACAUGGCUUCUUUUUAGCCAAGCAUUUCCGCCUCAUGUUAAAGCAUUAGUUCGUCAUCUUGGUCUUGCGCCGGUGUUAAUCAAUUCAUUUCUUAACCCAGUCAUUUACACUGUGAGGAAGAAGGAAUUUCGAGUUGCAUUUAUUGAAAUGCUUUUAAGAAAGAGUUUACAAGACGCGGAAGCAUUUCAUCGGAGACUGUUUGGAUCACGAAACAAUGCUGUGAUACAGCAAAUUGAACAAGAAGGCGGACGACAGGAACAGAAUGCCGAGAAUGAAAAUGCAUCUCACUCUGCUGAAAGGCAACCAUGAAUACAAUCCUGAAGUGCACAUUUCUGGCGAUAACUUCGAGGACAGAAACUCCACCGCUACGACUGCCACCCAGAGCAGGCCUGUUUCUUCAAAUUAACAAACCAGCACAUUCA
Messenger RNA from Orbicella faveolata, 1633 nucleotides. RefSeq names its product melanocyte-stimulating hormone receptor-like. NCBI's taxonomy places the organism in Eukaryota, Metazoa, Cnidaria, Anthozoa, Scleractinia, Merulinidae. The record is from RefSeq and is a predicted model, not a curated record.